CAUGGAAGUCCCCAUUGAGGAUAUGCCGCGGUCUAUUGAUGAGUAUCUAUCUACACAAGAGAUUCAUGCCAGAAAGGAAGAGAAUGAGGCCCUGAAAAAGAAGGAGGUGGUAUUCGAUCUGAUCAGUGAUAAUGAGGAGGAAGGGGAUCAUACUAAUACAGCAUCAUGAGUCGAAUCAGGUAGCCAAUGAGAGUGUUCUUUGUAAGAGACCAAGAAUCGAAC
Messenger RNA from Aspergillus welwitschiae, 222 nucleotides. RefSeq lists its product as uncharacterized. NCBI's taxonomy places the organism in Eukaryota, Fungi, Ascomycota, Eurotiomycetes, Eurotiales, Aspergillaceae. The annotation marks the transcript as partial. The transcript has a single exon. The record is from RefSeq and is a predicted model, not a curated record.